AUGGCGUUAAUGAAGUGCCGUUACUAUGAGAACCAGUUCCCGGAUGUCGAGGAAACCGUCGUGGCCAAUGUCAAAAUGAUCGCUGACAUGGGAGCUUACGUGCGGCUCUCCGAGUACAACGACAAAGGUUUGUUGCUGAAAAAGAUGGACUGCAUUUAUAAACUUAUUCUGCAGAGGGAAUGAUCCUGCUCUCCGAGCUGUCUCGUCGUCGUAUCCGCUCCGUCAACAAGCUGAUCCGUGUCGGCCGAAGCGAGUGUGUCGUCGUUAUCCGUGUCGACAAAGACAAGGGAUACAUCGACCUCUCGAAGAGACGUGUCUACCAGAAGGACCUGAAGCAGUGUGAAGAGCGCUUCGCCAAUGCCAAAAUGGUCAACAGCAUUCUGCGACACGUGGCCGAACAGCUCGGAUACACCACUGACGCCGAGCUGGAGGAACUGUAUCAGAAGACCGCGUGGCAUUUCGACAGAAAGGAGAAGAGGAAAGCCGCCUCGUACGACGCUUUCAAGAAGGCUAUCACUGAUGAAACUGUUCUUGACGAAUGCGAUAUCUCGCAAGAAGUUAAGGAGAAACUUCUGGAGGACAUAAGAAAGAAGCUGACUCCGCAGGCGGUAAAGAUUCGUGCCGACAUCGAAGUCUCGUGCUUCGACUACGAUGGCAUCGAUGCUGUCAAGUCGGCACUCAUCACUGGAAAGAACUGCUCGACGGAAGUGUUCCCAAUCAAGGUAUUCCUGUGAAAUUCAUUGACCAGAUUCCAAUCAACCAAGUUUUAUACAGAUCAACUUGAUCGCCGCUCCGCACUUUGUCGUGACGACUCAAACUUUGGACAGGGAAGGAGGACUUGUGGCUGUCAACGAGGUUCUCGAGACGAUCAAAAAGGCGAUUGAGGGAUUCAAGGGGAAGUUCGUGAUUAAGGAGGAGGCCAGAAUUGUGACUGAUAUCGACGACGAGAAGAAGAAGUUGGAUGGAGAUGAGGACGAAGAAGAAUCGGAAGAAGACGAGGAUGAAGAGGAAGACGAGGACGACGUGAGUUGUGAAGGGGAAGAGUCUGUAGUGAUUGGAUUUAUUACAGGAUGGACUGAUGGCUCCGAAAGGCCUCGACCAGCAGGUGGAUGCGGAGGAAGCGAGUCGCGACAACAGAAAGAAGGCUGGAGAGGAGGAGGACAGCGACGAGGAGGACGAAUAG
Messenger RNA from Caenorhabditis sp. 36 PRJEB53466, 1183 nucleotides. Lineage: Eukaryota; Metazoa; Nematoda; Chromadorea; Rhabditida; Rhabditidae. The record is from the annotation of a GenBank genome assembly.